GUAGAAUUGCUUGGUUUCCGUUUCUGUUCUAAGAAACUGCAGCGCAAUGGCUGGUGUGUGGCUGCAGCUCUCCCUGCUCCUGCUGCUCCUUUUGGGGGGAACUGAGGGGGCAUGGAAUGGGCGACAGAUCAGAAAGAAAUUGCACCAACUAAAGGAAACUGAAAACUUCAAAUCCUUCUACACUCACUGGGGGAUGCCAAAAGGGGCCUUCGCCAAUACUCCUUCGGUUGAGUCCUAUAUUGCCCAACCCCUGGACCACUUCAACCGACGUAACAAUUCCACUUUCAAUCAGAGGUACUGGAUAAAUGAGGAGUACUGGAAUCACCCUAAUGGGCCUGUUUUCCUGUAUAUUGGAGGGGAGAGCUCAUUAUCUGAGUUUUCUGUCCUGUCAGGUGAACAUGUAGAUUUGGCACAGACCCACAGAGCCCUGUUGGUGUCUCUUGAGCAUCGGUAUUAUGGAUCCAGCAUUAACCCUGAUGGACUGACACUGGAGAAUAUAAGGUUCUUAUCCAGCCAGCAAGCGCUUGCAGAUCUGGCAUCUUUUCACAUGUUUAUUUCCCAGAAAUACAACUUAACACGCCAAAAUACCUGGAUCUGCUUUGGAGGCUCCUACCCUGGUUCCCUGUCUGCUUGGUUCAGACUAAAGUUUCCUCAUUUAGUAUAUGCAGCUGUGGCAUCCUCUGCACCUGUUCGAGCAGAACUGGACUUCACAGGUUAUAACAAAGUUGUUGCAUGGAGCCUUGCAGACCCAGUUAUCGGUGGCUCUGAAAAGUGUUUGGAUGCAGUAAAAGAAGGCUUUCAGGCUGUUGAUUCGCUGCUUCAGAAGGGAAACAUCACUCAGCUGGAGAAAGACUUCUAUUCCUGCGGAUCUUUGCAAGGGUCUGAUGAUUACACAGAAUUUGUUGGAAAUCUGGCAGACAUAUUUAUGGGGGCAGUGCAAUAUAAUGGGAUGUCUCCAGCCAGUAACGUGCAACAGAUCUGCCAGCUAAUGACCAUCAAAGACAACUCCGCUUAUGAGGGAUUACGAUCGGUAAACAGGAUGUACAUGGACUUCAUGGGUCUGAGCUGUGUCUAUAACUCCCAUGCAAAAUCUGUGGCAGAUCUGAGUAGCACCAAGCUCAGUCUAGUUGGGGUUGGAGAGCGGCAGUGGUUCUACCAGACAUGCACAGAGUUUGGAUAUUAUCAAACCUGCGAGGACCCCUCCUGUCCAUUCUCGUCUCUAAUCACCCUGAAGUCCCAGCUUGAUCUAUGUUCCCAGAUUUUCCAGGUUCCUACAGAAUCUGUACUCCAGUCAGUGCAGUUUACCAAUGAGUUCUAUGGUGCUGAUCACCCAAAAUCAAGCAGGAUUAUCUUUGUUAAUGGUGAUGUUGAUCCAUGGCAUGCUCUUAGUGUGUUAAAGAAUCAGUCGCGCUCCGAAAUCGCCAUCUUAAUCAAUGGUACAUCUCACUGUGCAAACAUGAGCCCAUCCCACACCAGUGACCCGCUAUCCCUGCAGGAAGCAAGAAAGGAAAUUGCUGCACAGGUAGCCACUUGGUUAAAAUCUGCACAGAGUGAGCUGGGAGGCUGAUAACAAAAUCCUGUGGGCUACUCUCACAACUGGAGGUCAUGUGUUUACAUGAAGAACAUACCAAAACACUGAAUGAUGCACUAGUAAUGAGUUUUUAAUCUUUUAAUAAUGUUGAUAUUUUGUGAUGCCUGAAAACGUAUUUCUUAUUUUUGUAUUUUCAAAUUGGAGCAAUACUGAAAAAAGAGGUAUAAGAAAUAGUUUUAACCUAUAUUAAUGAAAUGCCUUAUUCUGGGGCAGAUGUGCUAAAACAAAGGCUUAUCUAUGGAACAGAUGAAAUGUGCUUGUCAUGUGCUUAAAAAUGUGAGUCUGCAUAUUAUGGGGAAGAUCUGCGCUAUGAUAAAGGAGGGUAAUAAUACUAAUAUCCAAGGUGGAAUCGCUUCUUUUGCUUUUUCAUAAGGAUUGAUCAUCAUCUUAAUGCUGUGAGAAAAAGCACAGUUCUGUGCAAUAAGUUCCAUUUUUGUUGAUACUUCCUCAGGUAUUUUAAUUGCAGUACAUCUGAAAAUUGUAGGGUUAUAGCUCAAGUAACAGACACAGAAAUGUAUGCAACUGUUUUAAAAAGGCCCCAUGUCUAGAAGAAGACUUAGGGGCAAAUGUAUUCAAAUUUGAACUUGGGAAACCUGAUAAUUUUCCUUACAGCCAGAAAUGCAGAUGUAUCUAUCCAUUCCUCAGAAUUAAACACAAAGCUCCUCUGUGGAUACUGAAUUGAUCAGGUCUGGACUGGGCUUUAAAAUUUCAAGUACACAGAGACUCAAAAUGCCCCACACAGGCCCACUAAAUAAUGAUUGUCUAUGGCAUCUUACAGCAUUUGCCAGAACCCACUUAUUGCCAGUCCAGCCUGGUAACUCUCUUCUGCACUUUUUUGUUUGUUUUUUUUUUUUUGUUGACUGGUAAUGAAAAGUGGUGAAUUGUCCCUGUCAUUUUUCAUUUUUAAUUUGUUUAGUAUGAUUAAAGCAUGAAGGUAUAGCUAACUCUAUGCACGCAACAUCCAUAGUACAAAGUACAGAGCAAAUCGGAUACCUUGUCAUGCAGACCUUGCGCUUAUAGCUCCAGGGAUUUCCUAUGCAGUAGUGUGGAACAUGGCAGUUACCACUCACUGGUAAAAGGGCAAAUAUAUGGGAGCAAAAUGUUGGAAAACCAUAAUUUCAUACUUUAGUAUAUAAAGAGAAAGUGAGUGGAGAAAUAGUUUAGGCUUUAUAGUCACCAUUACUCUGUGAUGCUGAAAGCUCUGUGCUCCUCCCUAGUCACAAAUGUGUUAUUAAGAUUGUUUUAUAUCUAAAGCAUUUCAAUAAAGAUUAAUUAAUUUACA
Xenopus tropicalis (tropical clawed frog) is the source of this 2873-nucleotide messenger RNA. It is a transcript of the gene prss16, whose product is annotated as serine protease 16. Gene Ontology annotation, molecular function: serine-type exopeptidase activity. Gene Ontology annotation, biological process: proteolysis. NCBI's taxonomy places the organism in Eukaryota, Metazoa, Chordata, Amphibia, Anura, Pipidae. The record is from RefSeq and is marked provisional.